Messenger RNA from Mesocestoides corti, 1065 nucleotides. NCBI's taxonomy places the organism in Eukaryota, Metazoa, Platyhelminthes, Cestoda, Cyclophyllidea, Mesocestoididae. The record is from the annotation of a GenBank genome assembly.
AUGGAUUAUAGCAAGUGGGAUCACAUCGAGGUAUCUGAUGACGAAGAUGACACUCAUCCAAACAUUGAUACAGCCAGCCUUUUUCGCUGGCGCCAUGAAGCACGUCUUAACAGAGACCGCGAAUGGAAGGAAGAAAAGGAAAAAUUUGAGAAGGAAAAGAAACAGCAUUUUGAAGCCCUGCAGCUGGCACGAUCAAGAUUCAGUGACGGGAAGAAGAAUAAUGCCUCUAAUUUAAAAGAGUUGGAAGAGGACUUAAAGAAACUGGAGGAAUUAGAUAAAGAAUGGCAGCAAAAGGAAAAAGAAAUGAACAAAAAAGAAAGGCUACGACCGCUCAAUGUUGAUACAAUUAGUCAUGAAGGAAGAUCACGAACUGUUAUUAAUAAGUCUGCAUUGAAAGCGACAUCUGGCGCUAAUACCGAUGCAGAUGACUCCAACUUGCAUGAAGAUGCGGCUGACCGGUUACGGGACUUUGUUCAAAAACACGAGUCAGAAAUCAAAAAGUUUGGAAUGUUCCGCCGCCCUAUCGACUCCCAACAGUAUCUCCUGGAAAACCCCUACCUUGUUUGCGAUGAGACGGCCAAUCAACUUGUCCUGUGGUGCCUUGAUCUUGCUAUGGAGGAGGUGGGCUACUUGAUUCUGCUUAUGUUCAUUGACCCUGAACCAGAGUAUGAACGAAUGUUUCAGGCGGAACUGUCGGCGUUUCGAGUCCGAAUUCGCGAUCGAGCGAAAGUCAAGAUUGCUGAGGCCAUGCAACAAUUGGAAGAAGAGGAACGUCAAAAACGUUUAGGACCCGGUGGCCUAGAUCCCCUUGAAGUACUUGAAAGUCUCCCAAAGGCAUUGAAGGAGUGCUUCGAGACUCGAGAUGUGGAGCUUUUGAAAACGACACUGUCAGCGAUGGACCCCAAAGAGGCUGAGGAGUGCAUGAAACGCUGCAUUGCUUCCGGGUUGUGGGUCGAAAACGCGGCGGAACAGGGCGCGGAGGGCGAUAACAAGGUGGAAAUUGAGUCUAAUUCAGCGGAAGAAGAUGUAGAACCACAUCAAUCCGCUGCUCCCUCGAUUCCCUGA